Messenger RNA from Leptomonas pyrrhocoris, 1058 nucleotides. RefSeq lists its product as hypothetical. The coding region runs from base 195 to 1058 and encodes 287 amino acids. The transcript has a single exon. Lineage: Eukaryota; Euglenozoa; Kinetoplastea; Trypanosomatida; Trypanosomatidae. The record is from RefSeq and is a predicted model, not a curated record. Gene Ontology annotation, molecular function: calcium ion binding.
AGAACACGAAAAACCUCUCUCUGCAGCUUUCCUUCACCACGACAGCAUUGAAUUGGAAGGCGAUCUGCGCUUCCUUUUAUUAACGGACCUUCACACGAUUUUGCUGUAGCGGUUUUUUUUUCCUCGUCAUCGAAAUCACCUGCUUAACGACAGGCGGAAAGAGAAGCCACAACAGCGACCCCACGAAGCAGAACAUGUCAGCCGAAACAUUUCGUGAGCGUACGCUGGCGACGCAGUACCAGCCGCGACAGUCGCUGCCGCCCAACUUUAGCGAUGUACUGAAGGAGUACGCACGUGAGGUGCUGCGAAGUCAGCCCGAGGACAUCCUCGAGUGGAGCGCGGCGUACUUCAAGGCGCUGGCGCUCGAGACGGACCCGCUGCAAGCGAAGGAGCCCCCGGCCGAUCACUACAUGCCCGUUGUCGAAGACCCCGACCGCGAGAUGCUGGCGAACAAGAUGGUGAAGGUGUUCUCUAGCAUGGACCCUGACGGAAGGGGACGACUGCCACUGUCUGCGGUGCGCCGCGCCUUGCAGAGCGGGUUUGAGCUGACGGAGCAGCAAGUCUUGUACCUCCUAACUGCCUCGUUCACUGUCAUCGACGACGAAGACAGCGCAGCGGCCUCGAUCGAGUACAACGCGUUUGCCUACGCCGCCGUGCGCACGGUGCAGUUCUUCCAGCAACAUCACCUAGAGUUCGAGGUGGAUGGCGCCGACAACGCGACGGUGCACGGGAUGAACCGCACCGACGUGGAGCAGGGCUUUCUGCGCAUCUUCCGCCUGUUGGAUGAGGCGGGCACGUGCCGGCUGCUAUUUCAAGACUUCAAGAGUGCGCUGGAGAACGCGCCGUAUCACCUGACACGUCGCGAUAUCCGCGUCCUGUGCAUAGAGUGCGUGGCCUCCCCCGGUGCGAAAGACGGAGAGAGCGAGGGAGAAAAAGAUGAGGUGGCCGCGGGGGCGCAGGUGGAGGUGGAGUACGAGCAGGAGCUUCCGCACAUGUUCGAUCGCUUGCAGUUGGCCGAGGCCUUCACGCUCUUCGAAGAAGAGGAGGAUGAAAACUAA